This is a messenger RNA of Erinaceus europaeus (western European hedgehog), 2089 nucleotides long. RefSeq names its product kaptin, actin binding protein (gene KPTN). Gene Ontology annotation, cellular component: actin cytoskeleton; lamellipodium; KICSTOR complex. Gene Ontology annotation, biological process: negative regulation of TORC1 signaling; actin filament organization; cellular response to amino acid starvation. The transcript has 12 exons. Lineage: Eukaryota; Metazoa; Chordata; Mammalia; Eulipotyphla; Erinaceidae. Bases 41 to 1324 code for a protein of 427 amino acids. Gene Ontology annotation, molecular function: actin filament binding. The record is from RefSeq and is a predicted model, not a curated record.
UUCCUAGGGAGUCGUGGUGGGGUAAGGGGUGAAGUUGGUGAUGGGGGAGGCAGCUGUGGCCGCUGGGCCUUGCCCGCUGCGCGAGGACAGCUUCACACGCUUCUCCUCGCAGAGCAACGUGUACGGGUUGGCGGGCGGCGCGGGCGGGCGCGGGGAGCUGCUGGCAGCCACCCUUAAAGGCAAGGUGCUGGGCUUCCGCUACCAAGACCUCCGACAGAAAAUCCGGCCGGUGGCCAAGGAGCUGCAGUUCAACUACAUUCCCGUGGAUGCUGAAAUUGUCUCCAUCGACACCUUCAACAAGUCGCCCCCAAAGAGGGGUCUGGUUGUGGGGAUCACUUUCAUUAAGGACUCAGGGGACAAGGGCAGCCCCUUCCUCAACAUUUACUGUGACUACGAGCCCGGCUCUGAGUACAACCUCGACUCCAUUGCCCAGAGCUGCCUGAACCUGGAGCUCCAGUUCACACCUUUCCAGCUGUGCCACGCAGAGGUCCAGGUUGGCGGUCAGCUGGAGACUGUGUUUCUCUUGAGCGGGAAUGACCCAGCCAUUCAUCUCUACAAGGAGAAUGAGGGGCUGCAUCAGUUUGAGGAGCAGCCGGUGGAAAACCUCUUCCCGGAACUCACGGACCUGACCAGCAGCGUCCUCUGGCUGGAUGUACACAACCUUCCCGGCACAUCCAGAAGGCUGUCAGCGCUCGGCUGCCAGAGUGGGUACGUCCGCGUGGCUCACGUGGACCAGCGGAGUCGAGAGGUGCUGCAGAUGUGGUCGGUCCAGCAGGAUGGCCCCAUCUCCCGGGUGAUCGUCUUCAACCUGGAGGCUCCUGAGGAGACACAGGACAGGCCCCAGCAGGAAGAGUACAGCGUGCUGGUGGCCAGCAUGUUGGAGCCAGCAGUGGUGUACCGGGACUUGCUGAACCGGGGCCUCGGGGAUCAGCUGCUCCUGCCAGGCAGUGACCAGUUUGACAGCGUCCUCUGCGGCCUGGUGACUGACAUCGACCUGGACGGGCGGCCAGAGGUCCUAGUGGCCACCUACGGACAGGAGCUGCUGUGUUACAAGUUCAGGGACACAGAGCGUGGCUUCCAGCUACUGUGGCGUCGCAGUUUCUCCAGCCCGCUACUGGCCAUGGCACACGUGGACCUGACCCAGGAUGGGCUGCGUGAACUGGCAGUGGUCUCUCUCAAGGGCAUGCACAUCCUGCAGCACAGCCUCACACAGGCCUCAGCACUGGUCCUCACCCGUCUCCGCCAGCUAGUGGAGCAGAGAUGUCAGCUCUCGAGGUUGGGGGACAGGGGCAUUUCCAGGGCUGCCGAACCCCCGAGCUCCUGAGACCUGCUUGGGCCCUGGGCUGUUCCUGGGGUGCUCGUCUGAAGCUGGUGACGUGGUGGGAGACAUCUGAAAGACUGGGUGCUCUCCCCAGGCCUCCCAGACUGUGGGGCUGUGGUGUCCUACUCUGGCUUUGCCCCAAGAUGCCCCAGGAUCCUGGAUGACCCCUUCUUUGUGCCUCAGUGACCCCUUGAACACCCGGGUGGCCUCUCCUGAUUGCACCCUCACAUCCACCGAGCUCCACCAGGGCAGCAGUAACUUCUUUGUUCCGUGUGAUGAGCACCUGCUAGGAGCUGGACUUGGGGGAUGGGCUGGGGGGAGUGUUGGAUGCCAGGUUGGCCCAGAAGAACGGAUGGAGGGGCAUUUGGGGGAAAGGGGCCCAGGCUGGACCCAGCAAGUGAACCCAGGGGGAGAGCUCAGUCCAGCCCCUGGAAGGAGAGAAACCAAGCCCAUCCCAGCUAAGGCUGAAGAAGUCAAACCUCUGAGGAAAAGGACUGGAGUGCGGGGGUGUCCGAGGCCAGGAGGCCCCCCCCCCACCGUGUGGAGAAUUCCUCUGUGGGGAAUUCUCAGGUUAGCUUUCCCACCCCACCUGUGUUUUUGGGGAGGCAAAACCACAGCCUCAGAAGAGAGGCUUUGGACACAAAGCACUGCUGGGGAUGAAAGGGGUGGGAUGGUGGGAAGAGUCCCGGCUGAAACCCCCUGCUUCCCCCACCCUGCUUCUGGCCAUAAUGCUAGGCUCCUUCCCUAAUAAAAGUCAUUGUGUUUUGA